CGCGAAUUCUGGCCCGAAAACAUGUUCCGGGAAGUCCGGGGUCGCGAUUGGUUAUUGUGGAUCGUCGCGGUGUAGGACGGGAAUUCCAAGGAUUCCACCGUUACGAAAUAAAGUUCGAAAAGGCGUGUAAGAAACUGAAGAGGUUAAUGAAAACGGCGAGGUACAAGAAGUUUCUGGUGCGACUUUUACAUUCUUAGGAAGAAGUGAUAAAAUACCAAAAAAAAAAUGUGUGAAGUAAUGUUAAUGAUGCUACGGAACAAAAACAACUGUGAAAUAUUGUGAUUAAAGGACAUUAGCAGGAGCAGGGGAAUCUAUACAAGAUGGCUGCGGGGUCAGCAGUGGCUAUGAUAGGUGCCAACCUACGUUUCGGAUCCAGUGCAGCCAAUUCUAGUUUAAACGCAACCAAAGUGUUUCAGUGUCAUCCAGGUGGAACAGCAGAAGCAGCACUCAUCUUUGCGCUGGGUACGAUGGGAAUGGGGGCCAACAUUGCGCUGAUGGGAAUCAUCUUGGCCAACAAACAGUUAAGAAGGUGGUCACAGGGUCUUCUAUUUCACCAAGGUGCCGUCGACUGUGCUCGAGCCGCUCUUCUUCUACCACUAGGCGUCUCAAUACUCCACUGCCAACCGGUCCAAAAAUGUUCCUUAGUAGAAACAGCUUUCCUUCUUUUAGUAACGGUAGCCACAGUCAAUAUGUUAACAACAGUGCUCAACGAUUCCCCGAUUUUUCCCGAUGACGACGAAGCAGCAGGAGAGGUAGCGUCGGCGGCUAUUUCUGAUGCGCCGCUUUUGAUGGACUCGCCACAGUGUGUGCUCUUUGGAACCUUCAUGAUUUGGUUCGCGUCGAUUACGAUCAAUCUGGGACCGACGUUUUUGUCAGGUGCUCUGGCCGCUCAGGGAGAGGGCGGUCAUAAAGCUCCCUCAUGCCCUCUGAUACACGGCCCUCUCCGGCACUAUAUCCUCAAUGCCCUGUGGAUCGCCGUCAACUUGGUAUGUGUCUUUCUGACACUCUUUCACCUGCGGAAACUCCAUCGGGAUCUCACGAAAGCCAACGUGGAGGCGGUGCGAGUGGCCGGCUUGGUAACGACGCUGGUGAACGUCACCGGAGGGCCGCCGUCCAGACAGAUGAAUGCGACAGGGACAGCUGACGGCGGCGCUGGCAACGGCGGCAUCGGCAUCAUAGGAGGCGGUGGCGCUCUCGAAGAGCAUCGCAGGAUGCGCGAAUAUCUGAGGAGGAUGGAGAGGGACGGGGUGCAGCGGGUGAAAAUGUUCCUCGUCAUUACGGCGGCCUACGUUCUCUUUUGGGGACCCCUUUUCUUUGUUACCUUGGUCAAUCAUCCCGUUGUAGGGAAUCCACUAGGUCACGAGAUAACCCUUCACAUAUCAUACGUCCAUGCGAUAGUCAAUCCAACGUUGUUCCUAGUCCUACACCGAGGCCUUCGGAGAGCCACGCUCGACCUGUGCUGCGGCUGGAUCCCUCUCUGGCUGGUGUCAGGACCGAGCGUGCCCCCACCGCCAGACCCACCCCGGGCGGCAGACAUCUCCCUCCUCAAGCCGCCCCUGCUACCGGUACCAGCCCACCCAGAUAGCUCUAUGGGAGACUCCGAUUUGAGUCCUUGGACCCCCGUCGAGCUCAUCGAAUCGCUCGAUAACGGGAUAUUACCAAUCGCUCAAGCUCAACCUCCUCGAUACUCCAGCCCAGACCUCGCACCUUCUUCGCCACCGGAAAGCGACUAGCAUCCGGACUGGGACAGAUCCACGAGGAUAUAAGGCACACCUACGGGAUCUGUGGAAAAGGGGACCAAGAUGACGGCGAGCCAAGGGAUAUUAGCAAACGAAAUUUCAUAUCUUGGCAACGGUGAAAUUGGCGAGCACUGGCAACACUGUAGCAAAACAGUUUGUUGUGGGGUUCCAGGUGUAAAUGUGGCAACGGAAUUGUUUAUACACGGGUAUAGUAGUAAGGCUAUUUCGAGAAUUGUAAAUACGUAUGUUUAAGAUUAUGUAUAAUACAGAUAUAUAUGACAGUUAAUAAAUUUAAGAAAAUUUAUGAAGUGGACUAUAAGAAAUCUAGAUAUGUUGUAGGACUAUCGUUCUAAUUAUAUAAUUAUAAACA
Molecule: messenger RNA, 2109 nt
Organism: Diabrotica virgifera virgifera (western corn rootworm)
Lineage: Eukaryota; Metazoa; Arthropoda; Insecta; Coleoptera; Chrysomelidae
Exons: 8
Coding region: 321-1733 (470 amino acids)
Biological process (GO): adenylate cyclase-activating G protein-coupled receptor signaling pathway; G protein-coupled adenosine receptor signaling pathway
Cellular component (GO): membrane
Molecular function (GO): G protein-coupled receptor activity
Source: RefSeq, a predicted model, not a curated record